Salmo salar (Atlantic salmon) is the source of this 5927-nucleotide messenger RNA. The record is from RefSeq and is a predicted model, not a curated record. Lineage: Eukaryota; Metazoa; Chordata; Actinopteri; Salmoniformes; Salmonidae.
CUCGGAGCGACUCGUCCUCUGCUUUGCUUUUCAGCAGCCUCUGCGCUGUGCCGCAGCGGCUAAUCUUGUUUUUAUAUGCCGUGGCACGGACCUUGCUCCUGACAGAAGGAACGGGAGUCUUCAGCAUAGCAGGGCUGUGUGUUUCUGUCUGAUCUAGAGCGUUACUUUCUCUCCCUACCCACCUCUUUUUCACAGCCUCUUUUUACGUUUAAAAACUCUGGUCCUCAGAAGGGAAAUUUGGAAGCGGCUCAGUUGGAAGUGUGAUAUCCUCCACAGCAGCACGACUCAGGAGGGAGAUUUGGGCGUCUUUCAAGAUUGUGACUGAAGCAGGAAUACCAGGGGGACUUUACUAUGAUGUCAUAACCACAAACCAUCCAGGAGAAUGUUGCUAUUGGGAUGACCUUUGUGACCUCACCAUUGCCCGCCCCCGUAAAGAUCAACCACCAAUCAGGAACCCUGAGGGAUGUGGUUGGCUGGUUCCAGUGAUGGACAGGUGACCAGCCAGCCCUCUAGCUUCCCUCUCCUGCUCUGAUUCCCCCUCUCCUUCCCCCCUCCCCUCCCUCCCUGGCGUGCAGUGCCCCCCCCAGGACGGAGACCCCCCACAUCUCUGCCAUGGUGACAUAAUCAGCAACACAGUAUGUGGGAGAACCAAUAUGGUGAAACCAUCUAAUUUCUAUCCCCAGUAGCUGCUCAAGCUGCUGGUGCUGCUGUUGCUUCUAUAGCCUGUGGAUUACUAACCAGAAGACUGGAAAAAACAACAUUGACUUUGGACUGAUUUAUUUAUGCUAAGCCUUCACUAGGCUAGCCUACACUAUCCUGUCCUACCCUACCCUACCAAGAAGCCCGUUUCGGUCAGUAGUUCAGUCGUGUGCGUGACGAUGCUGGGAUGUGUGUCCCGCCUGCGUCGGCUGGUCCGUCUUGUCCGCCACCUCCCCCUCCAGACCUCCCUGCUCCUCCUCUUCCUCUUCUGCACCGUCAGCGUCUUCGUCUCCGCGUACUUCCUGUACGGCGCGAAACAGGAGCUCGAGCACUCAGGAGGGGGCGUGGCUGGUGGCGAGGGGGCGUCGGCCGUCUACGAUGACCUCCGGGUGAGCCCGUCGCGCCUGCUCCCAGUGCGGGCGGUGUCUGGGGGGCCCGGGGGCGAAGGAGGGGUGAGGACAGACCCUGUGGUGCUGGUGUUUGUAGAGAGCCAGUACUCUCAGCUGGGCCAGGAUAUCGUGGCCAUCCUGGAGUCGGGACGUUUCCGGUACCGGACGGAGAUCUCUCCCGGUAAAGGGGACAUGCCCACGUUAACUGAUAAGGAGCACGGACGCUUCACGCUGGUCAUCUACGAGAACAUCCUGAAGUACGUCAACCUGGACGCCUGGAACAGAGAGCUGCUGGACAAGUACUGUGUGGAAUAUGGAGUGGGCAUCAUCGGCUUCUUUAAGGCCAAUGAGAACAGCCUUCUGAGCGCCCAGCUCAAAGGAUUCCCCCUCUUCCUCCACUCCAACCUGGGCCUGAAAGACUGCACGGUCAACUCCAAGUCCCCCCUCCUCUUCAUCACGCGCUCCGGCCAACCCCUCCCCGGCCCCCUCCCCGGUGACGACUGGACCGUCUUCCAGUCCAACCACUCCACCUACGAGCCCGUCCUCCUAGCCAAGACCCAGUCCGCCGAGAGUGUCCCCUCGCUGGGUACGAUGGCCGCAUUGCUUCCCUCCGUGGUGCAGGACCUGGGGCUCCAUGACGGGAUCCAGAGGGUUCUGUUUGGGAACAACCUCAACUUCUGGCUGCACAAGCUGGUGUUUGUGGAUGCGGUGGGCUUCCUGACGGGAAAGAGGCUCUCUCUCUCCCUGGAGCGACACCUACUCGUCGAUAUAGAUGACAUCUUUGUGGGGAAGGAGGGCACGAGGAUGAAGGUGGAUGAUGUUAAGGCCCUGUUGGAGACCCAGAGAGAGCUGCGUAACCAUGUACCCAACUUCACCUUCAACCUGGGCUAUUCAGGGAAGUUCUUCCAUGCCGGGUCAGAUGAGGAGGACCUGGGGGAUGACCUGCUCCUCUCCUACGUCAAGGAGUUCUGGUGGUUCCCCCACAUGUGGAGCCACAUGCAGCCCCACCUCUUCCACAACCAGUCAGUGCUAGCUGAACAGAUGCUGCUCAACAAGAGGUUCGCUAUGGAGCAUGGUAUCCCCACUAACAUGGGCUAUGCGGUGGCACCCCACCACUCUGGGGUGUACCCGGUCCACCUGCAGCUGUACGAUGCCUGGAAGAAGGUGUGGGGCAUCAGGGUGACCAGCACAGAGGAGUACCCCCACCUCAAACCUGCCCGCUUCAGACGAGGAUUCAUACACAGCGGUAUCAGUGUCUUGCCCAGGCAGACGUGUGGCCUGUUCACGCACACCAUCUUCUAUAAGGAGUAUCCAGGCAGUCCCAACGAACUGGACAAACUCAUUAACGGAGGAGAGCUGUUCCUCACUGUUCUACUAAACCCUAUCAGUAUCUUCAUGACCCACCUGUCUAACUACGGUAACGACCGGCUGGGCCUGUACACCUUUAAGAGCCUGGUGGCCUUCCUGCAAACCUGGACCAACCUGCGGCUGCAGACCCUGCCUCCCAUCCAGCUGGCCCAGAGAUACUUCAGCCUCUUCCCUAACGAGAGAGACCCACUCUGGCAGGAUCCCUGCGAGGACAAAAGGCACAAGGACAUCUGGUCAAAGGAGAAGACAUGCGACCGUUUCCCCAAGCUGCUUGUCAUUGGGCCUCAGAAGACAGGUUCUACAGCCCUCUAUCUGUUUCUGGGCAUGCACCCUGACCUGACCAGCAACUACCCCAACAAGGAGACCUUUGAGGAGAUCCAGUUCUUCAACGGACACAACUACCACAGAGGCAUCGACUGGUACAUGGAGUACUUCCCCCUGCCCUCCAACACCAGCUCAGACUACUACUUUGAGAAAAGUGCCAACUAUUUUGACUCUGAGGUGGCAGCGGAGCGGGCGGCUGCCCUCUUGCCAAAAUCCAAGAUCAUCACCAUUCUCAUCAACCCAGCUGACCGCGCUUACUCCUGGUACCAGCACCAGCGCGCUCAUGACGACCCAGUGGCUCUGAAAUACUCCUUCCAUGAUGUCAUCGUGGCUACCCAUGAUGCCCCGGUGAGAUUGCGUGUGCUCCAGAACCGUUGCUUGGUGCCGGGCUGGUAUGCCAUCCACCUGGAGAGAUGGCUCAACCACUACCACUCCAGUCAGGUCCUGGUUCUGGAUGGGCAGCAGUUGAAGACUGAGCCGGCCUCAGUCAUGGACAGGAUCCAGAAGUUUCUAGGCCUGGUCAACACGGUCAACUACCACAGGAUCUUAGCGUUUGACCCCAACAAAGGCUUCUGGUGUCAGCUGCUGGAGGGAGGGAAGACCAAGUGUCUGGGGAAGAGCAAGGGGCGGAGGUACCCUGACAUGGACCCAGAGUCCCAGUUGUUCCUCAGGGAGCACUACAGGGAUCAAAACAUAGCAUUAUCUAAGCUGCUGUACAGGAUGGGCCAGCCCCUGCCCAGCUGGCUCCGAGAGGAACUGGUCCAUACCAGGUAGCAGGGGGGGGGACAGCUCAGCGGACUGUACCACAGCUUAACCGCUCCGCUGCCACCUCAGGAGUAUGAUAUGAAUCCCCUGGAGAAUCCAUAGGGGGGUAAGACAGGGGUGUGUUCUGAAGAAAGCCUCUCCUUCUGUAUGUGCUCUUCAUAAGAGAGAACAGGGAGGAAGGGAGAGCAGGGAUGGUGACCUGUGGGCGGUGAGUCUACAAUGGCUCAUAACCUAGGCCCUUAGUGCACUCCUCUCUCUCCCUAAGUUGUACCUCCCCAUGAAACACCACCACCCUUACUUGGUACAUUCUACGAAGAGACUCCCCACAAGACUGCGCCACCUCUUACAGAGGUGGAGGGGUGUGAAGGUACCGGUACAGAUAGGAUGGGAUGGAGAGGAGGGUGUGGUCAACCCUCGUCCCCUCUUUCUUUGACUAUCCCUUGCGUUCCUCACAUGGACUUGGACCUUACUCUUGAGAGGAACAGGAGGAUGAAGAGGAAGAGUGAGACUUGGCUAGCCUGCACAGUACCAGUCAUUUAAGGCUGGGUGAGGUGAAAAAAGGGCAGAUAUUACACUAGAGCAGAGAUCAAUUAGUACUUGAAUCAAUUAAAAGAAUGAAUGCCAUUAGUUGAAAAUGCCUAUGUUUUCUAUCUAAAAACCAUAGGGGGGUGGUAUGUUGUAUAUUGACUCAGGCUACAGGUGUGAUGUGGUCUUAUUCACUAGGCCUUUAGACACUAGACAUGAACACAUUUACCAGUGCCAUGACAGAAUCUUCACCACUACAUUACCUGGCCUAUUGACGGUUCUUACUUUUUAAGAUGGUGAUUUGGAGACAUGUUAUUGUAAAAGGUGACCACAAACACAUUUUCGCUCAGUUUCUGUUUCGGAUGGGUUCGCAUACACAGCACAGGAAGUGUCAGGCAGACAGCCAGGCUGCACACAUUGAAAGCACAAUAUGCAAAGUAUUGGUACAUCUCAUAAAUAGACUUUACAGAUACACACACAUUCUAAUUUAACAGGUUGUCUGAAAGUACAGUCAUACUAAUUUAUCAGGUUGCCUGAAAGUACAGUCAUUCUAAUUGAACAGGUUGUCUGAGGGUACAGUCAUUCUAGUUUAACAGGUUGUCUGAGGGUACAGUCAUUCUAGUUUAACAGGUUGUCUGAGGGUACAGUCAUUCUAGUUUAACAGGUUGUCUGAGGGCUCAGUCAUUCUAGUUUAACAGGUUGUCUGAAAGUACAGUAAUUCUAGUUUAACAGGUUGUCUGAAAGCUCAGUCAUAACACAGAUAUUACAGUAUGUGAAGUCGGUCCCACUUUAAACAAAGUACAACUUAUGAAGGCUUUAAAUAGUGUACAUAAAAGCUUCAUAGGCACUACAUAAAUGCUUCACAAAUCAUCUAUAAUCAUAUUUCAUACUCUAAAAGGUGACAACACUUCCCACUGUAGGAUGAAUUGCCAAAUGUGACAUAACACACUGUAUGCUUAUACACCAUUCAUAGUGUCAUACACUAAUUUUGAAGCAUUUAUGUAGUGCUUAUGAAGCCUUUAUGUAUGCGCUCUAAGGCGUUUAUAAGUUGUACUUUAUUUAAAGUGAGACCGUGAAGUCUGACAUAAGCUAAGUUUAAAUGCACUCAUGUCCAUCAGUCAUCUGCAGUGUGAGGAUUAUUUUUUAUAUAUAUCCUUAUUUUGAAUGUUCCAUUUGAUUUUGUUUUAGCAGUUGUUCAUAGUAUUUCUGAGUUGCAUCAGGGAGAAUCUAAAACAUGAACACCUGACAUAGUCAGUAUGGCCCCGAGUUAUAGUAGUAGUUGGAACUCAGACAUUAGUCACAUGGUACUACCACUGCAAGCGUACAUAACAAAAAGCUGCUCUUACUGCAAUACUUUUGUACAACGUUGUUCAGACGUAAUAACAACGCACAUGCUGUUCGUUUGUUUCUUUCCUGGCUCUGCAAUCUAAUGUUAUAGACAUCAAUUAUUGAAUGUGAUUGAGGUGAAACUCUUUCAGCCUCCUCUCAUAAUGCAACGAGAGGUAUUCAGUGGGGACAGAAUCAUCCAGGUAGUAUUGAAUUGUCACUACAAUGGAUCAUAAAAUAGUGCCAUCUGCUGAAGUCCAGACAGAUCUCUUUCAUCCCAUCUGUUCAUACGAACGUUCCUCCCCUCUUAUUCCUUCUCUCAACUACCCCCACACUGCCAAUUGUUGUACAGAGCUCCUUGAUUUCUUUAUUUAAAGUAUUAUUGACAUGAUAAUAACACAAUAACAGCAAUGAUGGUACUAAUCUCCCCGGACUGUACGAUAAAGACUUGUAAUUGUUGUCAAUAAUUUUUACAGUGUAACUAAUAUUGUCAGUGCUUUUUAAUUAGCAAAUAAAACCACUUGAUUUUUA